Molecule: messenger RNA, 582 nt
Organism: Cantharellus anzutake
Lineage: Eukaryota; Fungi; Basidiomycota; Agaricomycetes; Cantharellales; Hydnaceae
Exons: 3
Coding region: 41-406 (121 amino acids)
Source: RefSeq, a predicted model, not a curated record
CGUGCAUAUCACGGCGCCCCAUACUGGCUUCCUUGUAAGUAUGCCUGGUAUGUGGUGUGCUGGGGGGCCCAGCCGCAUGCCAAGUGAGAUAAAAGGUUUUGGAGAUGUACUUUCGAAUACUCCAAAUAUCACUUCCAAACCGAUACUUAGGAUGGGAUUUCGUGAGAGUACUUUGCAGCCCAUGACGUUCAAGACUCCGGAAUUUUUCCGAUAUACCCUUGACUCCCGUUCUCCACAGCAAACAAUAGUGGUCAGCCUCGAAGGCUCGACCGAAUGGUUGGUAGGAAAGCUUAGAACGCAAGGACAUUCUAGCCAAGCAUCAAGGGUUCUGAUUGGUGCAGCAAAUACGGACGUACAUCGCCCGGGGAGCCCAGGCGAGAAAAGGAUGAGAUGGCCCAACCGCUGAUAUGGAUCUACGAUAUGCUGAAAGCAUGGGUCAACCUCUCUUGUUCCUGAACACUACGGAGCAUCUGUGUUGAACUCAGCUGUUCCAAGUGCGAAUGUUUGGAACAAGGUCUCGAUCAUCCAAAAGCACCAUUACGAAUCUUUUCUCGAAAUGCAGGGAAGGAACAUUCGUUCGCG